Molecule: messenger RNA, 2456 nt
Organism: Oncorhynchus keta (chum salmon)
Lineage: Eukaryota; Metazoa; Chordata; Actinopteri; Salmoniformes; Salmonidae
Product: translation initiation factor IF-2-like
Exons: 7
Coding region: 381-878 (165 amino acids)
Source: RefSeq, a predicted model, not a curated record
AGUGUAUACUCAUUCACUACUUCUUACAAAUCUGAAACAAGUGCACACUUUGGAAGGGGAGAUAAUUGGGACAGCCAUGCAGAUAGAAGGCAGAGCAGGUAAGUGAGGGCUCAGUGGAGAGACAGAGACCCGGAGAGACACGGAGGCCAAGAAUAUGCGGUGUGGCUCCUGAAUACUAAACGCGGAUGAGAAGGUUCUGGAGCACCGGACUGCCUCCACAGCACUCUGAUCAACAUGGAAAUCCCUCCAACAUCCCAUGCAUACCAAUGACCUCCCCCCCACUGUGCUCUACCAGUGGGCUCCAGGAGAUUGAUGGACAACACUGUGGAUACAGCAGUGCAUUCUGACGAGGAGGAGUAGUAGGAAGGAUCGGAGGACCAAUGCGCAGCGUGCAGCUCAACAGGAGACCACAGCAGAUCAACAGGAGACCACAGCAGCUCAACAGGAGACCACAGCAGAUCAACAGGAGACCACAGCAGAUCAACAGGAGACCACAGCAGAUCAACAGGAGACCACAGCAGAUCAACAGGAGACCACAGCAGCACAACAGGAGACCACAGCAGAUCAACAGGAGACCACAGCAGAUCAACAGGACACCACAGCAGCUCAACAGGAGACCACAGCAGCUGAACAGGAGACCACAGCAGCUCAACAGGAGACCACAGCAGCUCAACGGAAGACCACAGCAGCUCAACAGGAGACCACAGCAGCUCAACAGGAGACCACAGCAGCUCAACAGGAGACCACAGCAGCUCAACAGGAGACCACAGCAGAUCAACAGGAGACCACAGCAGAUCAACAGGAGACCACAGCAGCUCAACGGGUGUCGUGGAAUUAUUGAGACUACAGCAGGUCGACAGGAGACCACAGCAGCUUAACAGGAAGCUACACAGCAGAUCAACAGGAAGCUACACAGCAGAUCAACAGACCACAGCAGCUCAACAGGAAGCUACACAGCAGCUCAACAGGAGACCACAGCAGCUCAACAGGAGACCACAGCAGCUUAACAGAAAGCUACACAGCAGCUUAACAGGAAGCUACACAGCAGAUCAACAGGAAGUUACACAGCAGAUCAACAGGAAGCGACACAGCAGCUAAACAGGAAGCUACACAGCAGAUCAACAGGACAUCACAGCAGCUCAACAGGAGACCACAGCAGCUCAACAGGAAGCUACACAGCAGAUCAUCAGGACACUACAGCAGCUCAACAGGAGACCACAGCAGCUCAACAGGAAGCUACUAAGCAGCUCAACAGGAGACCACAGCAGCUCAACAGGAAGCUACUAAGCAGCUCAACAGGAGACCACAGCUGCUCAACUGGAGACCACAGAAUCUCAACAGGAGACCACGGCAGAACCAGGGGGUUCUGGCGAUCAACAUGGCUCCACCAAAUACUCCACCAGCGUGUCUAAGUGUGUGUGCCUGUGUAUGCAUGUGCCUGUGUGUGUCUGAGUCAGUCUGUGUGUGUGUGUGUGCCUGUGUGUGUGUGCCUGUCUAUGUCUGUGGUGGGGGAGUAGGAUAACGUGCUGUGUCAACACACAGACACACACACACACGCACACGCACAUGCACACCAACCAGACAGCCGGGGUAGAAGAAUAAACACAGACACACCCUCAGGAAAACCGCCCCCUCACAUCCUCAUCCUCCUCCCAGAUCGUGUGUCACGCUCCCCGUUCGUUGCCCUGGGUGAGGACAGAAUAACUAACAGACCAAGGGUUUUGUUGUAGCUAAGACUAGCUACUGUGAAAUGUGUUUUGAUAGGGCCUGUGGGCAAUCUGGGCAUCUACAGUGAAACGUAGCCGUGGGUGGGGGAGGCAUUGGAAUAACAUUGUUACUGCUGUCCGGUAACACUGGGCGUGCAUCCCAAAUGGAACUCUAUUCCCAUUUAUACUGCAUUACUUCGGGCUUUGGUCAAAAGUAGUGCACUUGAUAGGAAGUAGGGUGCUAUUUGGGGCGUAGCACUGGAUUAGGAUACCGUUAAGAAGUAGGAAAGGUUAUGCUGCUGCUACUGUUUAUUUUGGUGAAAGGAGAAGUCUGAGGGGAAUAUGAGAAAGCAGGCAGAAAGGGUGUAUUCUGUAGUACAUGUGAAAACUACUAUAAAUCUACUAUAAAUCUUUCCUGCACCACUAUAUCAAAACAUGCCAUCAAAUGUACUUGUCUCUUUAGUUUUUCCACUGCGUCUCUUUCAUUUCAUUGUAGACAUACAGCAUGAAGUCACAUGCUCUUUAACAUCCUCAAGCAGAAGUGCGGAGGGGGAAUGGGGGCCAUGUAUGAGACAGGGUCCCCCUGCCCCCCCUGGGAGUGUAGACAGGACCUCCCCCCUCCAUCCAUUAUGGACCUCCCCCACACCUUCAUUGUGGCCUGGUAGUGUCUCUCUCUCACACACACACACACACACACACACACACACACACACACACACACACACACACACACACACACACACACACACA